AUGAAUUCUCAUCCCAAGCGUCCAUCCUUUGUCUACCUUCUAUAUACUCAGCUUAUAUAUUAUCUGUUCAUUCUAUGCUUCAUUCCUGGCAGCAAUGCCGCUAAACAGCAACCCUUGAGCUCGUUCGGAGAGAACAUUCCCAAGAAAGUCGCGAUCAUCGGCGCUGGAGCUGCAGGAUCAUCGGCUGCAUACUCUCUCCGCAAGUACGCUGAUGCCCAACAUGUUCCCGUCAACAUCACUGUCUUCGAGCGCUCUUCGUAUGUUGGAGGCCGCUCAACCACGGUCAACGUCUUCGACCACCCGGGCUACCCAAUUGAACUGGGGGCCUCGAUCUUUGUUAGCGUCAACUACAACCUGGUGAAUGCGUCCAGAGACCUGGGACUCAACGCCCGGAGCGCCAGCUAUGAGCGACCCCGAGAGACCGACGACACCAUCGGCAUCUGGGACGGGGACCAGAUGGUGUUCGUGUUCAAAGACACCUCUGGCUGGUGGAACCUUGCCAAGUUGCUUUGGCGAUACGGAUUGGCACCGGUCAACGCUUACCGACUGAUGAAGUCCACCGUCAACAAGUUCCUGCAACUCUACGACGGACCCAUGUUCCCUUUCCGGUCCCUCACCCAAGCCACCGAGGCCGUCGGGCUCCUUAACACCGUCGCCGUGCCCGGAUUGGAAUUCCUGCGGCUCAACCGCAUCUCCGAUCUCUUCUCCCGCGAGAUCGUCCAAGCCAGCACGCGCGUCAACUACGGACAGAACCUAGGCCUCAUCCACGGCCUUGAGACGAUGGUCUGCCUCGCCACCGACGGCGCCAUGGCCAUCGAAGGCGGCAACUGGCAGAUCUUCGACGGCAUGCUCAAGGCCUCCGGGGCCUCCGUGCGUGUGAAUCACACCGUCACAUCCAUCAACUGGGACGCCCCAGGCCAGCAGCACCGUCCCGCAAGCCUCACAUUCAAGGCUAGCAGCACCUCGUCUUCAGCUCAGACCGAAGAAGAAGACUUUGAUGAAAUCAUCAUCGCUGCCCCUUUCCAGUUCACCGACAUCACCACAACCCCACCCCUGCAGAUCACCCCCGACGAUGUCCCCUUCGUAAAACUGCACGUAACCCUCUUCUCCUCCCCGCACCGCCUCUCGCCAGCCCACUUCAACCUUUCCGGUCCCAACACCCCAGAAACCAUUCUCACCACCCUCCCCCACGACCUGGACCCUACCGUAGGCAAAGCCGAAAAGGGCGUCGGCCCCGCCAACUUCUGGAGUAUUAGUACCCUCCGCACCGUGGACGACCAACCACAGCCGGAAGAGCACUACGUCUAUAAGAUCUUCUCCCCCGAACGCCCUACCGCCGCCUUCCUACGCUCGAUCCUCGGGCUCGCGGACCCACUAGAGGACAUCAGUUGGUUCCAUGAGAAGGUCUGGCGGCCUUAUCCGUUCGUCUACCCGCGAGUGACCUUCGAGGAGAUCGCGCUGGCGCCCCACGUAUGGUAUACGGGGGGCAUCGAGAACUUCAUCUCGACGAUGGAGACGAGCGCGUUGAUGGGGAAGAAUGUGGCGGCUUUGAUGGUGAAGGAGUGGGAGGAACAGAGGGAGAAGGCCGAUGCGGCGAUGGGGUCAAUGGGGUUCAGUCAGUUUGGGGAUGGUAAGGUUGAGCUGUGA
This is a messenger RNA of Aspergillus japonicus CBS 114.51, 1647 nucleotides long. RefSeq names its product putative prenylcysteine lyase. Bases 1 to 1647 code for a protein of 548 amino acids. Gene Ontology annotation, biological process: prenylcysteine catabolic process; prenylated protein catabolic process. Lineage: Eukaryota; Fungi; Ascomycota; Eurotiomycetes; Eurotiales; Aspergillaceae. The transcript has 4 exons. Gene Ontology annotation, molecular function: prenylcysteine oxidase activity. The record is from RefSeq and is a predicted model, not a curated record.